This is a messenger RNA of Strongylus vulgaris, 453 nucleotides long. The record is from the annotation of a GenBank genome assembly. NCBI's taxonomy places the organism in Eukaryota, Metazoa, Nematoda, Chromadorea, Rhabditida, Strongylidae.
AUGCAUUGUCUCGAAAAUGGUGCUAAAGCGGUAAUACUUAUGUCUCAUCUUGGUCGUCCUGAUGGAAAGAAAAAUCCAAAGUUUACCUUGGCGCCAGUAGCCGAAGAGCUCAAGAAGGUUCUUGGGAAAGAUGUAAAGUUUUUGGACGAUUGCGUCGGCCCAAAAGUAGAAGCUGAAUGUGCAAAUCCGGCACCGGGAUCUGUCAUACUACUUGAAAAUUUGAGGUUCUACAUUGAAGAAGAAGGGAAGUGCACGAAUGAGAAGGGUGAAAAGUUGAAAGCCAAACCUGCUGAUGUUGAGAAAUUUCGAGCUUCGCUAACAAAACUUGGUGAUAUCUAUGUGAAUGACGCAUUCGGUACGGCACAUAGAGCUCACAGCUCAAUGGUUGGAGUUAAAUUGGAGACGCGUGCUUGCGGGUUUUUGAUGAAAAACGAGUUGGCAUACUUUGGAAAA